Messenger RNA from Trichobilharzia szidati, 4140 nucleotides. NCBI's taxonomy places the organism in Eukaryota, Metazoa, Platyhelminthes, Trematoda, Strigeidida, Schistosomatidae. The record is from the annotation of a GenBank genome assembly.
GUACCAGUACAUAUGACCGUAGAUAAUAGCUUAUAAUUAUGACUCGGACAAACAUCCUGCACUACUACUCAAAUCAGUACUGAACUGCCUAAUUAUUGGUUACAACGUCUUAGUCAUAAUUCUCUUUCUUCCAACCUAUCCUUAUCCGUUAGCUGUACGUUGCGCAGACUGUUAGUAAGCGAGCACUCUUUAUCGCUCAGUCAUCUCAGUUUGUAACGUUUUCGAAUAGCUAACGUCUUUUCACUUAUGUAGUUAUUUGACUAAAAAAAUAUUUUCUUCAGGUUUACUUUUAAUCACUUUGUGUCACAGUCCUCCGGUUAGACGUAAUACAGCAUGCCAAAUAUUUCGUUUUUGUUAGAUUCGUAUGUCCAUCACCAAACCACUAGGGUUAUUGUGGCUUUUCAGAAAAGUGGUGUUCUUAUUCCCUAGCUGUGGUCAGUACGUCAUAUAAUUAUGAACUAUUGGACUUAGAAAACUAUUUAUGAGACUAAUAAUAUCGUAAGAAAAUGUUUCUAAGUUUCUAGAGAUUGUGACAAUAAAUGAUUGAGGCCUGUUAAAAGUAAUGGUGUUCAUAUCCUUCAAUUUUUUUAAGCUCAAUUAUAUGCGGAACAGAUUUUUCACUUACCAGGCUAAGGACCACACCCAUCGUGAGGGUUGAUGAUAAUACCAAGCUUCCCAUGCUGAAGUAGGCAGGGUGGAAUUCGAACCCGUGAUGCAUCGGCUGAAAGGUUGAGUACUUAAGCCAAUGAGCCAUAUCUUCACUCAUAUACCUAGUCUAAAAAUAUCGUCAGUUUAAGUGCCAAUUCUGACUCUCCAUCUCCGAAUAUUUCUUAUGUAACCAAUCAUACCUUGCCUACAAUCCUUUAAGGUUACCUGUGAUUUUCUUUGUCUAUUUGGUAUCUUUUCUUAAUACCGGGUUCAAGUGAUGAAAUACGUUGUUAGUAUUACAAUGAAUGUAACCUGCCAAAGAUUGUAAGGCAUUGACUGGAAAUGAUUAUUUUCUCACUCAUCAACUACAUACAUAUCAAUAUACUGGAUAAUGAGUUAUAUAUUAUGUAUUAAUUGCACACUGAUGAUGCUAUGAGGCUGCCCAAAUCUCAGUUGGUAGAACGAAGUUCUAUCUGUAACUCGCUGGCUUAAAUAAGUGCAAAAAGGUGCAUUAAGUAGAUUUACUUGUGGUGAAUCUUAUGUCUAUAAGUGAAGGAAAUCUAAUCAGUAGCGUAAAUCAAGCGCAACUGAAGACAAUAUAUGAAAGCAGCACUCAUGAGCCAAUAAAACUAGUCUACAAAUGCCUUACAUCACUCAGAGAAUCAUUCAGUUUUUCUUGUUUAUGUAAUGUUUCUCUCACAAGAUGCACAUAUUCUUAAUAAAUUGAGAUGAAGAUUAGUGAGUCUCCAUUUUAGGGACUUUACGUCAAACCCGGAAAUGUAAAUCAUUGCAAUUUUUGAGUGGUUUGCAAAUUUUUCUGUGUUUAUGCACCAUCACUUAUGCGUGAUGUUGAGUUUCUUGUCACGGCUUUUUGUGAAGAUCUUACUAUUAUGUCCUAUGGAUCCAAGUUGACGGAUUGUAUUGUUCUGUUUUCAGCAAUCCCACUUUGAUUACUUUUUAGGCCUAUAACUCUAGUUGUCGCUAAGUGCUGGGAUCCUAAUCCAGCCGAACGUUAUUUCACGGUACCGCGUCAAGAACCUGUACAUCCUAUUGAUCCACGUGCCUGGGUGCUACAUACUAAUGCAAUGACUACGCCGGAGUCUCAUAUUCAAGGAGGAGAUUCACACAGACAAGUUAAUGGGGCUUCUAUAACUGGCGCUUCAUCAGGUGGUGAGUCAAGUUCUACCCUUAGUCCACCCGGUCUUACUCCUGGGAUGAGUAUGGGUACUUUAACUUCAGGACAAACUUCAAUGCCUUUAGGCACAAGUGCAGCAGCUUUUAAUAUGGCUGCUUUACUUGCAGCUUCUCAGCAAAAGCAGCAACAAGAACAGGAACAGCAAAUGCAACAGCAGCAGUUAAUUCAGCAGCGGAUUCAUUUGCCCCAACCUACAUUUUAUCCUACGUCAAAUGUGAUGCUUCCUCAUGGUUAUACUCAGCAGAUUGCUCCUAGUGUUGUUACUGCAUCGAGCUCUCUGCCUGAAAUUGAACGAUACUCGGACCCUAUCCCACUAAGUUUAUCAACUAGUAUUCCGACCGUAAUUCGCGCUAUGCUGCAACCGGAUUCUGGUCUGGAUAUUCGGGACCGUGUCUGGCUCAAGUUAACUGUACCAAAUGCAUUUAUAGGUUCUGAUCUUGUUGACUGGCUGUUCAGGCAUUUGGAAGGUCUCACUGAUCGUAGAGAAGCUAGAAAGUAUGCAUCCAAUCUGCUGAAAUUAGGAUACAUUCGACAUAUUGUAAAUAAACUAACUUUCUCAGAACAGUGCUACUACGUCUUUCGGGAUAUUAGUGGACUUAUGUCUUGUCUAAGCUUAGAAGAAGUUGAUAGUGUCAGUGAAGUUGGUGCUCUCCCUCAUUCUAAUUGGGGUCAUAACACAACAAGUACCAGUCUAACUGUCAGACCUGGUCCAAAUACUAGCAUGCAAGAAUAUAAUACAGGUCACACUGUUCCCCAUGGGGUUGUCGGGUCAGGAAUUAGAGAAGGAAAUAGCAGUCAAUACAGUACAGUACCACCAAUGUAUCAUCCACCGGCUGCACCACUAGCGGCUCCUAUUCGUCAGUUGAUCGCAGACGGCCAGAAUGUAGCAGCUAAUAUAAAUCUCCAGCAGUCUCACAAUUUAUCCAGGUUGAAUGAUGGGAACAGAGAUAAUAUAUCAGGUUAUUCUAGUUCAACAUCCAGCACCAGCAGCGGAUCAAAUCACUUUGAUCGUGAAAUCCCUGAACAUAAUAAAACGCGCCCUUCCGAUUUAUCUGCACCAAACCGUCUUGGGGCUCCUGGAUUCACUCAUUCUCGGCAGCAAGAUCCUCUUCUGCCGAAUUCACGGUCGUUAAAGCAACAGCAUUCCCAGUCGAAUUCAAAUUUGGCACAGACCCUCAUGACAUCGGUUGCUAGUGGUGCCCCACUGCACCAGUCUAGGUUAAAACAUACUUUUUUCCCCGAUGGUAAUGAUAUAUCCCAACAACAUGAGCUUGCAGCAUCAUCCACUGGUUCAAGUUCAACUUCUUUCGGAAAUCCUAAACAGAAUGCAUCUACUAAUAAUUCAGAUAUAAAUAAGCAUCAGACACAAGAUUCAGUUCAAAGAAACUCUAUGCUGAGUUCAAAAAGUAGCAGUAGUAGCAGUUGUACUCCGUUGAAUGCAAGUAUGCAGGAGAUGCGACCAUUGGGUUCACACUGUAUUUCUCACCAUCAAAAUAAUGCUCCUCCUCCACCUCCUCCGAGAAUUUCAACAGCGUCUUCUGGUUUUACACUCACUAGUCACCCCUAAAUGUGAACCAAUAGACGAAAUGAAGUUACGGUUUUGCUAGUUCCUUGCAACUCGCCUACCUCAUAUUUUCUGCCUUUCGGCAAUUUCUGAAGAGAUGCAAUAAUUGCGAAUAUUGUGUCGUAAUUUAAUGUAAAAUAAAAUGUGAUACUUUGACUUUAAUAGUAUAACCGUUUUUUCGUUACUCAUUAUGCUCAUCCAAUAACUCAGGCCAUGUAGCUGAUUUUUACUUAACGACGCACUUGGUUUCAUAUUUCUUAUAUUCUUUCAAAUAAAACUACUGUAUAUUGUGCAAUCUAUGACACGUCAAAGUAUUUUUUUGUGGUCAGAAGCACUGCUACACUUUUACCAACCCUCCACAUUCGAGUUGGUUAACGUUUGUAGUCUACCUCGAUGUAAUAUAUAUAUGUUUUAGUUUAUCUGGUUGAAAUAUCUUUUGUAAUCUUAUCCUCAUUCACACCUUUGAACCUUACGAGCCGUAAAUUACAUUUUAUAUGACUAUCCUUUUUUUAACUUGCCCAGUCUACUUUGUUUUGUUUAACGCACUUGUUAACUGGUGGGAGUUUACUUAGCUGUAUGGUUCUGCCAAAAACUGUAGAAAUGAUUUAUUCUUCAAAAGUGGAUAUCCCCGUCAUUUAAUAUUGAUCCUCUAAUUUGCGUUUACAUUUUUCAUGAUUUAAAAAAAUGAAUUCCUUUAAAUAUCUUGUCUUUUAUUUGUAUUAAAUAUUCUUUA